Molecule: messenger RNA, 744 nt
Organism: Aspergillus oryzae RIB40
Lineage: Eukaryota; Fungi; Ascomycota; Eurotiomycetes; Eurotiales; Aspergillaceae
Product: sterol desaturase family protein
Exons: 1
Coding region: 1-744 (247 amino acids)
Biological process (GO): ergosterol biosynthetic process
Molecular function (GO): C-4 methylsterol oxidase activity; iron ion binding
Source: RefSeq, a predicted model, not a curated record
AUGCCAAAACUAGAAACCCACUGGGCGACGAUCGUGACAAGCUACAGUCCCUCAACAAUAGAAUUCACCGGAACGCUUCUAAUCCAACUCCUCACCUUCUGGCUCCCCUCCCUAAUCUACCUGACCCUCCCCACCCUAUUCCCAACCUGGUCAAACAACCACAAAAUCCAACCGGCCCCAAAACAACCGACCAAAAAGGAAAUCCACCACUGCUUCAAAAUCGUCCUCCGCAACCAACUCCUAACCACAACCCUCCACCUACUCCAACUAAACCUCCUCAACAAGGGCACCUCCUCCUACACCCUAACACCCACCUUCCCAAGCCUCCCAAUCCUAGCCCGCGACUUCCUCCUCAGCCUCCUCGCUCGCGAAGCCCUCUUCUACUACGCCCACCGCUUCCUCCACCGUCCCUACUUCUACGUCCGCAUCCACAAACAGCACCACAAGUUCACGGCCCCCAUCGCCCUCGCCGCGCAGUUCGCCCACCCCAUCGAACAGAUCUUCGCUAAUGCGCUGCCGAUCUCCCUGCCGCCGCAGUUGCUGGGGAGUCAUGUGUUGACUUUUUGGGCGUUUUUGGGGUAUGAGUUGUUUGUGACGGCGACUGUGCAUAGUGGGUUUGAUUUCUUUGGGGGGAAGGCGAGGAUGCAUGAUUUGCAUCAUGAGAAGUUUAAUUUGAAUUAUGGGAGUCUGGGGUUGCUGGAUUGGGUGCAUGGGACUGAUCGGUUGGAGAAGAGGAGGGAUUGA